Messenger RNA from Phyllopteryx taeniolatus (common seadragon), 1988 nucleotides. It is a transcript of the gene dctn2, whose product is annotated as dynactin 2 (p50). Gene Ontology annotation, cellular component: centrosome; cytoplasm; dynactin complex. Bases 175 to 1464 code for a protein of 429 amino acids. Lineage: Eukaryota; Metazoa; Chordata; Actinopteri; Syngnathiformes; Syngnathidae. The transcript has 14 exons. The record is from RefSeq and is a predicted model, not a curated record. Gene Ontology annotation, biological process: mitotic spindle organization.
CACCGCCUUUGCGCGAACGCGUGCCAUAAUCCGAACGCCCAAGCUGUCAGCUCAAGCAAGUGACCACAUCAGCCUGCGAAGCGUCCGCUUGUUGCCUUUUGUCACAUUUCGGCUCAGUUAAUCGAUAAAUAACAUUCUGUCGCCGUCGUUCGUCUUGUGUCACUGUCACGGACAAUGGCUGACCCCAAAUACGCCAAUUUACCAGGAAUUGCGUUUAACGAGCCGGAUGUGUACGAGACGGGUGACCUGCCAGAAGAUGACCAGGCUCAGUUCGAGUCGGAGGAGCUGUGCAGCGACAGCGUGGAGAGAAUUGUGGUCAACCCAAACGCAGCUUACGACAAAUUCAAGGACAAGCAUGUCAACACCAAAGGACUGGACUUCUCAGACAGAAUUAGUAAAAGCAGAAGAGUGGGCUACGAGUCUGGAGAAUUUGAAAUUCUGGGAGAGGGCUGCGGUGUCAAGGAGACGCCCCAGCAGAAAUACCAACGCCUGGUGAACGAGAUCCAGGAGCUCUGUCAGGAGGUGGACACCAUCCAGGCCGUCACAAAGGAAAGCAACGCGGAAGAGCGCCUGACCCCGGUGGUCCUCGCACAGCAGGCGGCCCAGCUCAAGCAGCAUCUGGUUUCGGCUCACCUUGACUCACUUCUGGGACCGCAGGCGCACAUCAACCUGGCGGAUCCGGACGGAGCGCUGGCCAGGCGCCUGCUCACACAGCUAGAGGCGGCCAAGGGCAGUCGCAGCAGCUCUGCGGGAGACGGCAAGGUGCCGGCGUCGGCCAAGGGCCCGGACGGAGUGGUCCUCUACGAGCUGCACAGCAGACCUGAGCAGGAGAAGUUCAACGAGUCUGCCAAGAUGGCAGAAUUGGAGAAGCGUCUGGCAGACCUGGAGAUGGCUGUUGGCUCAGCAUCAGACAAGCAGGGUCCUCUGAGCGCCGGCAUGCAAGGAGUCAGUUUGACGGAUACAUUGGAACUCCUCCAGGCCAGGGUCAGUGCGCUGGACUCUGCUACUUUGGAUCAAGUGGAGGCCAGGCUGCAGAGCGUGCUCGGGAAGAUGAACGAGAUCGCCAAACACAAAACAGCCAUUGAGGAUGCCGACGCACAAAACAAGCUGUCACAGCUGUAUGACGCGGUGCAGAAGUGGGAGGCCACGUCCACAUCAGUGCCUCAGGUGGUCCAGAGGCUGGUCACAGUCAAGGAGCUGCACGAGCAAGCUAUGCAGUUUGGUCAACUGCUCACACAUCUGGACACCACUCAGCAGAUGAUCAACAACUCUCUGAAGGACAACAACACACUGCUGACGCAGCUCUCGUGUCGGAUUUCAAAAAGUUGCUGCUCUUCACAUCAAAGACGUCCUCCUCCCCAUCUUCUCAUGUGUCAGGUCCAGCAGACGAUGAAGGAAAACCUGGUGGCCAUCGAGGAGAACUUCGCCACGCUCGACCAGCGGAUGAAAAAGGUGUCCAAAUAAAACUGGCCAAAAAAAGAAAUAAAAAAAGAAAACAAAUCAUUUGGGUGUCAACAUGGACAAAUGAGAGUCCCACAUUGACUCUUCUGCCCACCCCCUCCCCCUACUGCUCUCUUCCUCCACCUAUGCCUUCUUCACUAAGUGGAAUGUUGGGAAAGAUUUGAAAAGAAGACCAAAUUUCCUCAAGUUAAUUGAACUGACUGCUUUGGAUUUUAUGAUUAGUAGAACUGACGAUUCAAGAUGAGACUGGAUUUGCACUGUAGUUUAUACUCAUCCUGUUAAAUGGCUCACAGUAAUGUUGGAAGGAUACAUUAGAGAUGUUUAGGAAAAAAAUAAAUGUUGUGGGGCCCCAGAAGGAAAAAUGUGUAAAUAUAUCCAAAUUACCUUGUUUGCUUGAGCUCAGUCGAUCAUUUGUAUUUAUAUUAUGACUGGGACACACCACACACACUUUUAAUCUGCAUUGCCAUUGCCUACAAUUCAAAUGUAUAAUGGUCACGGAAUAUGAUCAAUAAAACAGAUUAACUCGA